This is a messenger RNA of Ostreococcus lucimarinus CCE9901, 1810 nucleotides long. RefSeq lists its product with no specific name. Gene Ontology annotation, molecular function: zinc ion binding; sequence-specific DNA binding. The transcript has a single exon. Gene Ontology annotation, biological process: regulation of DNA-templated transcription. Bases 506 to 1693 code for a protein of 395 amino acids. The record is from RefSeq and is a predicted model, not a curated record. Lineage: Eukaryota; Viridiplantae; Chlorophyta; Mamiellophyceae; Mamiellales; Bathycoccaceae.
CCUCGACGCGCGACGACGACGGCGCGUUCGCGACGCGCUCGCGACGCGCGCCGCGACGAGGGUUUUCUCGCGCGCGACGACGCUCGCCGCGCGCGCGAUGGUGGCGACGCGCGCGCGACGGCCCGCGCGAUCGCGCGCGACGACGAAAACGCCUUUACGGCGUCGCGGCGACGUCGUCGUCGACGAUCGGGGCGCGACGGCGACGCGCGCGCGCGCGAGCGCGGGGUCGGGCGGGGCGCGGGCGAUGGGGAAGAAUAUCGCGCGCGCGCGCGUCGCGCGCGCGGCGCGAUCGGGCGCGCGAGGGCGCGGCGCGCGCGUCGGCGCGGGCGUUGACCGCGCGCGCGUCGCGACCGCGCGCGUCGCGCGCGUCGGCGCGGGCGAGGACGCGACGACGGCGCGCGCGAGGGCGCGCGCGAGGGCGCGCGCGGAGGGCGCACAUUUAACGUCGUUCGCGCGCGAUCGCGCGAUCGCGCGGCGCGCGCGGGCGACGACGGGCGCGCGCGCGAUGGGUGGGCACGCGCGCGCGCGCGCGGCACCUGGCGACUUUUUGGGCGCGAAACCGAGCACCCGAGAUUUCGCGCUGGAGGAUUUGUUUCGGGUUGAUUUCGCGAGCGGCGACGAGGGCGAGGGCGAGGGCGAGAAGCGCGCGACGAUCGACGGCGGGCGCGAGGGCGACGCGGUGAGAGCGGCGGCAACGCGCGAGGCGCGCGAGGGGCGGGCGGCGGCGGAUGAUUGGGACGCGCUCGCGCGCGCGUGGGACGAAGUCGAGGCGCGCGCGCCGGCGCGCGAUUACGCUUGGGAGGUGCUCAACUCUUUGCCGAGCGUGGGGGGGGAUAUCAUGACGUGUAAGGAGGAUGAGAUGGAUUGUUUCGCGUACGGCGGCGCGCAUUCGGUGCCGUACAUCGCGCCGGAGUGGCUCGAGCGUCCGAACGGGGACGUCGAGGAUGGCGUGAGCGAUAACGAAGACGAGGACGAGGACGAGGGCGACGCGCAUCGGUUUACUAAAGCCAUGCGCGAGAGUAGCUCUUUUUUGCUCGAUGAUGAAGAUGAGUUCAUGCGCACCGUUGAUGCGCCGGUGGAUUUUAUCACCGAACCCGAGGCUUUCGCGGCGAGGCGCGAGGCGCGGGCGCUCGCGCGAGACGCGCGCGAGCCAGCCAUCGACUUUGCGGUGAAGAGCGCGCUGCUGUGUGGCGACGAGGAAGAGGAUGAUUUUAGCGGGCAAGAUUGCAGCGCGAUGGCGGAUGAAUCGGCGUACGAGUUCCAGGAACAUUUCGCCACCGCCGCGGAUGGGCGCGUCUUUCGCGUCUCCAGCGCUCUCGUGACGCCGUCGUCGAGCGAACGCGCCAACGUCGAGGAUAGCGCGAACCAUCGAGGGUUGACGGAUAGCGAAGAUUCCGACGCCGAUCUCGUCGCUCACAGCGCGAAGAAGUCGCCCAAGCUCAUCGCGGGCUCGACGACGAAGCGUAAGCGCCGUCCGGAUGGGCGUGGUCGCCGCGCCAAGGCGUACAAGAAGAUUAAAAAGGACAAGGGCGUGUGCGCCACCGACGUCUACGUCAUGGCCAACGGCAAGAAGAUGCGUCGAGGUUGCUUGCACUGUGGGACCGUUAAAACGCCGCAGUGGCGCAUGGGACCCGAGGGUAAGAAGACGUUGUGCAACGCGUGCGGCGUGCGUUACAUGAAGGGUAUCCUAUGAUACGCGUUACGCGAGGGCACCUUUGCAAGUCUCGCCUCGGAAUAGAGAAGGAAAAAUUUUCAAGAAAUAAGUCUGGCAUAUGGUUGUUGUUUUAAUACAUCUAAAAAAUUAGCAUCU